AUGGCAAUUGUCAAAAUUCUAGACGGAGGCCUCGGUACCUCCCUCCAAGACCAGUAUAGUGUGCAGUUCGAUAGCACAAGCACACCCCUCUGGUCCUCACACCUCUUAGUCUCAGACCCAACCACCCUGGAAGCGUGCCAAAAGGACUUCUGCGACGCAGGCGCCGACGUCCUCCUCACAGCAACAUACCAAGUCUCACCCGAAGGCUUCCUCCGCACAAAGACCACCGAAUAUCCCAACGGCAUCCCCAGCACAGCGAUAGGUCGGUACCUCCAAACGGCCGUGGAUGUCGCCGAGCGCGCAAAUGUCCGCCAAGGCGCUCAAGUUGCGCUUAGUCUGGGUCCGUAUGGGGCGUGUAUGAUUCCCGGACAGGAGUACAGUGGAGCGUAUGAUGUGGAACAUGAUGGGGAAGAGGAACUUUACCAGUGGCAUCUGGAGCGGUUGAGGCUUGUUUUGGGUGCGGAUGGGAAUUUGAUUUCGCGGUUGCAGUUUGUGGCUUUUGAGACGUUGCCGAGGCUUGAUGAGGUGAGAGCUGUUAGGAGGGCGAUUCGGGAUGCGGGAAUUACGGUGCCUUAUUGGAUUGCAUGUGUUUUCCCGGGGGAUGAGGGGUUGUUGCCGGAUGGGAGCUCAAUUAAGCAGGUUGUUGAUGCUGCCGUUGGGCCUUUGGAGGGUGGUGCUUCGCCGUGGGGUAUUGGGAUUAAUUGUACGAAGAUUCACAAGCUGCCUGGUCUGGUUAACCAAUUUGGAGCUUGUAUUGCUGGGGCAAUUUCUGCUGGACAGAUCUCAACUGCUCCUAGUUUUGUGUUGUAUCCUGAUGGUACCAAUGGAGAGGUCUACAAUACGACGACACAGACCUGGGAGAAGCCGGAUGAUCUCAGUGAUGGUCAGAGAGAUACUCGCCCUUGGGAAACCCAAAUCGCGCAGGUUGUCAAUGAUGCCUAUGAAAAUGGCCCUUUCAGAUCAUUCCUUGUUGGUGGUUGUUGCAAAGCGUCACAUCAUGAUAUCAAAAAGCUUCGAGACCAAUUCUGA
Penicillium odoratum is the source of this 1029-nucleotide messenger RNA. RefSeq names its product homocysteine S-methyltransferase family protein. The transcript has 2 exons. Gene Ontology annotation, molecular function: S-adenosylmethionine-homocysteine S-methyltransferase activity. The record is from RefSeq and is a predicted model, not a curated record. Bases 1 to 1029 code for a protein of 342 amino acids. Gene Ontology annotation, biological process: S-methylmethionine cycle. Lineage: Eukaryota; Fungi; Ascomycota; Eurotiomycetes; Eurotiales; Aspergillaceae.